Messenger RNA from Ananas comosus (pineapple), 1487 nucleotides. RefSeq names its product protochlorophyllide reductase-like. Gene Ontology annotation, molecular function: protochlorophyllide reductase activity. The record is from RefSeq and is a predicted model, not a curated record. The transcript is spliced from 5 exons. Lineage: Eukaryota; Viridiplantae; Streptophyta; Magnoliopsida; Poales; Bromeliaceae. The coding region runs from base 96 to 1262 and encodes 388 amino acids.
UUAAUUUAUUAAUAUAUAUAUAUAAAGCUAUCCCCCUCCCCUUAAAUCCACCCCCAAAAACCCAGUUGCUGCUGCUGCUUCUCUCUCCAUUCAAAAUGUCUCUUCAAGCAUAUUUUCUCCCCUCAACUCUUCCUGUGCACAAAGAGGGAUCUACUUUUUGGGGGAUUCCUCUAUCUGAGAAUGCCAGGACAGAGUUUAAACCCUCGGUCUCCAGGAGCACUAACAGAGUGAGUAUAUCCCUCGGAGUAAGAGCCCAGGCCGCGGUAACGACCCCGAACAUCAGCCGCGCAACUCCGGAGGGGAAGAAGACCCUCCGGAAGGGCAAUGUCGUAAUCACGGGGGCUUCGUCGGGGCUGGGGCUCGCCGCCGCCAAGGCGCUGGCCGAGACCGGCAAGUGGAACGUCGUCAUGGCGUGCCGCGACUUCCUCAAGGCCGAGCGCGCCGCCAAGGCGGCGGGGAUGGCCAAGGAGAGCUACACCGUCAUGCACCUCGACCUCGCGUCCCUCGACAGCGUCCGCCAGUUCGUCGAGAACGUCCGGCGGGCGGGGAUGCCGCUCGACGUGCUCGUGUGCAACGCCGCGGUGUAUUUUCCGACAGCCAAGGAGCCGACUUACACCGCCGACGGGUUCGAGAUGAGUGUCGGCGUAAACCAUCUCGGUCACUUCCUUCUGGCUCGCGAGCUGCUCGAGGACCUGAAGACCUCCGAUUACCCGUCGAAGCGCCUCAUCAUCGUCGGCUCCAUAACAGGAAACACGAACACUCUGGCGGGGAACGUGCCGCCGAAGGCCAACCUGGGGGACCUGCGGGGGCUGGCGGCGGGGCUGAGCGGGGUGAAUGGGUCGACGAUGAUCGACGGCGGGGAAUUCGAUGGGGCGAAGGCGUACAAGGACAGCAAGGUGUGCAACAUGCUGACGAUGCAGGAGUUCCACCGGCGGUUCCACGAGGAGACCGGCGUCACGUUCGCGUCCCUCUACCCCGGCUGCAUCGCCACCACCGGCCUCUUCCGCGAGCACAUCCCGCUGUUCCGCCUCCUGUUCCCUCCCUUCCAGAAGUACAUCACCAAGGGCUUUGUGUCUGAGCACGAGGCCGGCAAAAGACUUGCUCAGGUGGUGAGCGAGCCGAGCUUGACGAAGUCGGGCGUGUACUGGAGCUGGAACAAGAACUCGGCGUCGUUCGAGAACCAGCUGUCCCAGGAAGCCAGUGAUCCUGAGAAAGCGAAGAGAGUGUGGGAGCUUAGUGAAAAGCUUGUUGGCUUGGCCUAGUAGCCCUUCUUUCCCCCUUUUUUCACCCCUUAGCAGAUCUUUUUUUUCUUUUUCUUUUCCUCCUUAGUCUGUGCCUCUAGAUGUUGUUGGGUUUGCUCAGAUGAAUGCCACUCUGAGCAGAGCCAUGCUGUUGUUCUUUGCAGUGGGGGUGUUUCUUUGUAAAAUUUUGAGGGAUUCAGCUUAAUAAUAAGAGACCCUGAGCAUGUCUUUGUUAAAUAUUUUAAA